Penicillium subrubescens is the source of this 2015-nucleotide messenger RNA. Its product is annotated as fungal specific transcription factor domain-containing protein. The record is from RefSeq and is a predicted model, not a curated record. The transcript has 4 exons. Gene Ontology annotation, biological process: DNA-templated transcription. The coding region runs from base 1 to 1926 and encodes 641 amino acids. Gene Ontology annotation, molecular function: DNA binding; zinc ion binding. NCBI's taxonomy places the organism in Eukaryota, Fungi, Ascomycota, Eurotiomycetes, Eurotiales, Aspergillaceae.
AUGAAAAAGGAGGCCAAUGAUCUUUCAGCUUUGGUUCAAGACUACAGAAAGUUUGUCCAGGACUUGCUUGGCACCACUGAAAGUGCGAAUACCCAGUGGGCUCACUCUACUUUGCAAAAGUACCAAUCAUUGAUGGAAGAUCUGUCCGAAACAAUUCAACUUCCUACACCAAACGCCCAAGAUGAGGAUGGUUCACCAGAACCUGCCACCGACGCAGGCCAGGUUGACCAGUCCGACCUGCCGCAAGAGGAUGAACAAUGGCUGGAACCAAUAUUCAGCCAGGACGAGGAUGGAGAGGAUAAAGUUGCAGACGGAGUAAGGGCAAACACCCUCGACCAUGCCCUCGGCGAUUUUGCGACCAACGUUCCACAGCCAGUCAACAAGUACGGCAUGCCCUCUCGACAACUUUCGGAUCUUCUCUUCGAGGAGUACUGGAAUAAUGUGCACCCUGGCUUCCCUAUGAUCAAUCGACCGCUAUUCCGUGCCCAGUAUCAGAGUUUCUGGGAUCAAGGUCAGCAACCAGGAGACAAAUGGCUAGCAAUCCUCCACGUGAUCUUCGCAAUUGCGGCCAAAUAUGCACAUCUCACCCAGGCACCCUGGCGUGGAGAAGAAAAUGAUCACUUCCUAUACUUCAAUCGAGCAAGGUUGCUGAGCUUGACUGGUGAGGAGCUGUUUAGUCCCCCUAACCUUCAGCAAGUGCAACUCGAGGGUUUGGUUGCUUUCUAUUUGCUUGCAACCGAUCAGAUUGGCAGGGCCUGGAGAAUUUCUGCAUUGGCUGCAAGAUCCGCCGUCACUCUUGGCGUCAACCGAAGUCUCACGACAAAGCUGCCCGCCAAACUUCGAGAAGCUCGUUACCGACUCUGGUGGUGCCUUUACACCCUUGAACAAACACUGGGUCUCAUAUCGGGUCACAUCUCGUCGAUUCCCAAAGACAGGCAUGCCCCACCUCUGCCUAUUCCAUUCGAAGAAGAAGAGUUCGAGAUCGAUUCUUCAGCGUCGGCCCUACUUCAACACCCCGGGGUCCGAACGCAGUGGCUUCAGACAAUCAUGCCAAGCUCAAAGAGCUGGCCAAGCGAUAGCUACACCAACAAUACCGAACAAGAUUCGAAACCAAGAGAUGAUGCAUGGCUAAAGUAUCUGGAACCUAAUGCUGGCCUCUUCUAUCUCUUCUACUGUGACUUGGCCGUCAUCAUAGAAGAGAUCGUCAAUCAGAUCCACGUCUCCUCCAUAUGGAUCGACCGCGAGAAACGGAUCGACGACCUCCGCUCUCGCAUCGAAUAUUGGAAGAACAGUCUCCCAUCAUCUUUGGAUUUCACCACAGUCGAUCUCCAAAGCAGCAUGAGCCAGAUGCGAUACAAGCUCGGCCUUGCAUUCCACUACCAAAGCGCUCGAAUCGUACUAGGCCGUCUCUGGCUCUGUCGAAGAGACGAACUUGGUCCUGACCACUCACGAAUGCUCAAUCAUACAAUGGCAAUGAUGACUCUGGAUGCCGCGAAGCAGAUCCUCGAUUUACUACCCGACCAACCGAACACGGUACAACUCUACCAAAUGUUCCCAUGGUGGAGUGUACUCCACUAUAUCUCCCACGCCGCAAAGAUCAUCUUGCUCGAAUUAUCUGUCGGAUGUAUUCAUGUACAAGACAGUACGCCGCAUCUCGUCUGGCUGGUCAAAAAGGCCAUCUGUUGGUUACAUGCAAUGUCCACCCGCAGUCCCGGUGCAGAACGAGCAUGGCGGCUUUGUGACUCGUUUUAUCGCAAAUUAUCUGAACAGAUGAGAUACUGUACGAAUGAUAUUCCGCCAAGUGAUACUGCCAAUUCCUCAAAUUUGAGUCAGCAGUAUGGUGGUUCUAGGCCUACGGAAGUUGGGGAUUUGGAACCGUUUGGCUUUCAGAUUGAUGAUCUGGAGUUGACAGAUUGGACCACUUGAUGGCGUUGUUGGAAUAUUGGAAUAUUUAGACUUGCAUAACUUUAUCAUAAGCCUUUGAUAAUACAAAACCACACAAAUCUUUUUCUGAU